AUCCACGUAUAUAUAUUUAUUGAUCAACGACAAAUAAAAUAAUGCGUUCAACAAAACAAAACAAAAUAAAAGUGGUUGCGAAACUGAUAAACUGCCGUGUGAUAUUGCAUUAGAGACAAGUUAAUUCAAACCAUAUAAAAACUAACUAUAUGAUCAAAUAAUUUUCAUAACCAAACAAACCGAAACCCAAAGAAACAAUUAAGUGGUGAUGGAGUCAUCAACGACAACAUCGUAUUCAGUCGUGUCGGAGCUCGAAGGAACUCUAUUGAAAACCCCAAAACCUUUCGCUUACUUCAUGCUCAUGGCUUUCGAGGCAUCAGGAUUAAUUCGUUACACACUUCUGCUGUUUCUAUGGCCUAUCAUAGCACUCCUUGACGUUUUGGGCUACAGAAACUGUAGCCUUAAGCUGGUGAUCUUCGUUGCAACGGCUAGUUUGCGCGAAUCGGAGAUAGAAUCAGUGGCUCGAGCCGUUCUUCCCAAAUUCUACAUGGAUGAUAUAAGCAUGGAUGCUUGGAGUGCGUUUGGUUCGUGCGAGAAGAGAGUCGUUGUCACAAGAAUGCCACGAGUUAUGGUGGAGAGAUUCGCUAAAGACCAUCUUAGAGCCGAUGAGGUCAUCGGUACAGAGAUAAUCAUCAACCGUUUCGGUUAUGCCACCGGUUUUAUUCAGGAAUCUGAUGUCGAUAGAUCCAUUUUCAACAGUGUGGCUAACUUGUUUGAAGAUCGAAGACCUCAACUAGGUCUUGGACGACCGAUUAUCUCGGGCUCUCAAACUUUCCUAUCGUUAUGUGAGGAGCAAGUUCACGCACCCGUUCCAUCGAACUACAACGUCCAGCGUUUGCAUGUGCAGCUGUUACCAGUCAUAUUCCACGAUGGACGUUUGGUGAAGCUACCGACACCAGCCACCGCACUCCUCAUCCUUCUCUGGAUCCCUUUCGGAAUAAUCCUAGCCGUGGUUCGUCUCUUCAUCGGGUCCAUGCUCCCGUUAUGGGCCAUACCUUAUGUCUCACGCAUAUUCAACAUUCGGUUCAUCGUAAAAGGAAAGCCUCCAGCACCAGCAUCCGCUGGAAACCAAGGCGUACUAUUCGUAUGCACUCAUAGAACCGUAAUGGAUCCAGUCAUAUUAUCCUAUGUGCUCGGCCGUAGCAUCCCAGCCGUUACCUACUCCGUUUCUCGCUUAUCUGAAAUAUUAUCUCCGAUUCCAACGUUUCGUCUAACUCGAGCUCGAGAUGUAGACGCCGAGAUUAUAAAGAAAGAGUUAUCUAACGGGGAUUUGGUGGUAUAUCCCGAGGGAACCACUUGCCGUGAACCGUUUCUGCUGAGAUUUAGCGCGCUUUUCGCGGAGUUAACUGAUAAGAUCGUUCCCGUGGCGAUGAACUAUAGAGUUGGGUUCUUUCAUGCGACUACCGCUAGAGGCUGGAAGGCUUUUGACCCCAUCUUCUUUUUCAUGAACCCUAGACCGGUUUACGAGGUGACGUUCUUGAACCAGCUCGAAGUGGAGGCAACUUGUUCAUCAGGGAAGAGUCCGUAUGACGUGGCUAAUUAUGUGCAGAGAAUCUUGGCGGCUACGUUAGGGUUUGAGUGUACUAACUUCACGAGGAAGGAUAAAUAUAGAGUUCUCGCUGGGAACGAUGGGACGGUGUCGUACUCGUCGUUUCUCGACCAAUUCAAGAAGGUCGUCGCCACUAUCAAACCUUUUUUCAAAUAAUUUUCAAGUUUUUAUACGCAUUUUUCUAAAUAAUGUGAUCAUCGCCUGGUUGCAAAAUGUUUGUUAUCCUUUUUAGAUCUAAUUCAAGAAGGUAUAUUCUUACGGGUUUGUAUUUUUCUUAAUUUAUAUAUCAACUUUUUGUUAAAAUUUUAAAUUACAUAUAAAUGGCAACUGUUUUUACAUGUUACGUCUACUCAAGAUAACUCCAAUAUAGUAAUGAACAAAUACGAAUAGUUGGACCAUUAUAUCAACCUUAUAUAUCAAAAUCAUCUAAUUCUAGGUUGUCAAUCACUGUAUCAACCUUAUACAAUAUCAACUAUUCGAUUACAGAUCACAAUCAUUUAGUUUUUUAGGUUGCCAGUGUACGUUAGAUAUGUUAUAAUUUUGCGUUAUAACUAAAAAAGCAAAGAUAAAAAAUAUGUGAUGGUGGAUUCAAGCCUACUAAAGAUUUGAUACGAGAAGCUAGCUCAGCUCAGACGUUACUAAUAACUCAUAAAAAGUUCACAAAUGAACAUGAAAGAAAGAGGAAAAUUUUCAAAGAAACGUUCAAGACUUAAUAUACAAGACGCCAAUUCAGUCAAAAAGCGUUAAGCCGUAAUAGUCAUACAACCAUCUACACUCGAGAUAUUUUUUAUAAAAAAAAAUUAGUGACUACAAAAACAUCAUAAGUACCUAAUUUAUGCUUAAAACAAAAUAUCCUUGUAACGUUUCCGUGUAACGAAAAUGUUAUGAAAAAAUUGACCAAGAAUUUAUUUGUUUAACCAGUCGUAAUUGAAUUCUCUUAGGCUGACAUCACAUCAUUCAAAAAUGUAUUAUAAUCGUUAGUAAUCAUAUUUAAGGUGAGAAGAAUCAUGUUUGACAAUGCCUAGACGAUUGUAGUUUGGUGGGGGUAGAUUAGAAGUUGAUGAAGAAAACUUGAGCAGAUUAUACAAUUUAACUUGGUCAAACAUAUAUUAAUUGCUUAUUUGUUUUGUUGACCGCUAGAAUUUCAGCGGCCGCCUUCGCGUUAAUUUGGCCAGUUAGAGAUACUGCCAAGCCCGUCAUAUUUAUGGGCCUAGGCAGGCCCAUUAAAUUAGGGUUUGGCCCAUAUUAAAACACGAGCCGAGAUAGAGAUGAGCGAGUCUCUCUAUAAAACCAAAAAAGGAAGUUACACACUCGCCUGAUCAGACUGCACGUCUCUUCUUCGUUCUCGCUGUUACCGACGACGCUUCGCUGAUCGAGGUUCCAGUUCGCCGGAAAAACUUGCCGAUUAACGUAAUCGGAGUGGCUACCAGCUCAAUCUCUGAAUCAACCCCGGUACUGAGCUGGAGUUAGGUGAUACACAGCUUCAAUACUUUUCCUUCCAUCAUCCAGAGUUAGGAACUUGACUCUGCCAUUAGGCUAUCAUUUUUUUUCUAUCACUACUUGUGUAUUCUCUCUCUCUCUCUCUUUCUCUCUAUUUUGUAUGACAUCUAAGUGAUGUAUACUGGUAGCUCACUGAAUAAUUUGUACAUGGUCAACUUACUAGCGCAAUUUUUUUUCAUUUGUUAAUGUUGUUCCAUCUUUGUUUGGAUCUUGGUAUUUCGUUUUCUUAAGGAUUGUGGAGCUGUGUCA
Brassica napus (rape) is the source of this 3298-nucleotide messenger RNA. RefSeq names its product glycerol-3-phosphate acyltransferase 7-like. The transcript has 3 exons. The coding region runs from base 209 to 1705 and encodes 498 amino acids. Gene Ontology annotation, molecular function: glycerol-3-phosphate 2-O-acyltransferase activity; phosphatase activity. Gene Ontology annotation, biological process: cutin biosynthetic process. Gene Ontology annotation, cellular component: membrane. The record is from RefSeq and is a predicted model, not a curated record. NCBI's taxonomy places the organism in Eukaryota, Viridiplantae, Streptophyta, Magnoliopsida, Brassicales, Brassicaceae.